CUGCGGCAAGAGUACACUUGGUCUAAGGGGAGGAGGGGACUUUGUAAACUGCGAAAAAUGCAUGUAACACUGUAACAGAGGUGGGUUGCAGCAGAACACUGUCGUCUAGGAGACCGCAGACUGCUGCCCGUUUGCCCUAAGCAGCUGCGCUAGCAGAAAGGUAUAAAACAAACCGGACAUUUGUUUAUGAUGCACCGUAAAGGCUAUGCUGAUUAAAAAUACUAAUUACAUGUUAGCCUUGGUUUGGCUUUCCUCAUUAUUAUCCGCGUGAUACAAAAAUAUACCAUCUGUGCUAACAAGGGUGCGACUUCUCUUCUUACCCCUUUUGAUCUGGCAUUAUUAUAGUAAAGGAAAUAAAAAAUAAUGCAUCUGGAUUUAAAUAGCAUUAUGAGGCUCCCUGUAGCUGUUUCGAUGAAGACAGACUGCACAUUGCCUUCGUCAUAGCUUUACUUCUGCUUGCAGAGUUGAGUUCAUUACAGACGUCUUGGUCUACUAAAGAGUCAGCAGCCCUGAAUCAUUCAGCCUCAUCCAGUAGGUCUCUGGCUGUGCCUGCUCUCCUUGACUGCAUCUCAGCAGUAGAAGGCAUGGUUUAAAGCAAAAUGGAAAAAAAGUUCAGGCUGAUGAUGCUCUAAUUAAGAACAAUGCAACUUUCUGUUUGUUACAGUUUCACUAAAGGUGAGAUGACGACAACAGAUGAUUUUGUAAGUUAAUGGUGAAAAUAUUUUCUGAGGUACCACAUGUAUGAGUUUUGAAAUAAGUGUCACACAAAAUCAGAUUAGUAACACAUUCUAAAUUCAUUGGUGUAAAUGGCUGAGGGUACAGUAAAAACCAAAGUUGAAGAAAAUGGAAUGUUUGCCUGUCGGAAGUGCUCUGCAGUGUUUUCCAGACUAUGGGAUUUGCGUUACCAUAUGCGUUCACAUCCAGAGGGUCGGGGCUAUGCAUGUAAGAUAUGUACCAAGGCUUUCUUUCGGUCCUCUGCCCUCCUGCGACAUGAAAUGACACACAGUGGUGAAAAGCCAUACAAGUGCCUGGAAUGUGGAAAAAGCUUUGCACAGUCAAUACAGCUUGACAACCAUACUCGCUCACACACGGGAGAGCGCCCAUUUGUCUGCCUGCAGUGUGGCAAAGCUUUCAUGUCUUCCUCACACCUUGCCCAACAUAAGAGGAUUCACUGGGCAGAGAGAAAGCAUGUCUGUUCCCUCUGUGGGAAAACCUUUCUACGACCAUGGGAUGUGGUUCAACAUCAGCGCUUCCACACAGGUGAACGUAACUUUCGGUGUGACGACUGUGGGAAGAACUUCUUCCGAUCUUCUGACCUUCUGCGUCAUCAGCGUAUCCACACAGGUGAAAAGCCCUUCCGAUGUGAUGUAUGUGGCAAGAACUUCUCUCGGUCAUCAGUGUUGGCAAAACACACAAGAACACAUACCGGAGAGAGGCCUUAUAAAUGUGAGCUGUGUGAGAAAGCUUAUAUUACUUCAUCACAGCUAACAGAACAUCGACGGGUACACACAGGAGAAAAGCCAUAUCUUUGUUCUGAGUGUGGUAAAACAUUUACAUAUUCAUUCCUUCUCAGGCGUCAUCUUAAGAUACACACAGGUGAAAGACCUUACCCAUGCGUCAUUUGUGGUAAAGCAUUUAAGACGUCUGGCCAUCUCCACAAACACCAUCAAAUUCACAUUAAAAAGGAAAAUGCUGUUGACUCUGAAAGCUCUGUAAUGCCCCCAAGUUCCUCAAAGCUAAAACAAUAUCGUGGCAACCAUGUAACUGAGCGUAAAAACAUGGUAAAACGAAUAAUUACUGAAGAUGUUUUCAGUCAACAUUUGCUUAAUUCCAGCUCUGGUCAGGACCCUGAAUUUUGACUACUUCACAGCUGUGACAUUCAGUUUAUUAAAAAUCUAAAUUAUGAUUGGCUAAUGCCAUGCCUGGAGUAGAUGACUGCAGCCCCUGCAUUGUUCAUUUAUUUGUUUAUUUAUUUAUUUAUUUGCUAUGUGCACAGUAAAGCUGACUUUUUUUUUAAAUUAUAACCAUAUACUUAGAUUGGUCUUGGGAAUUUACAUUGCUCUGUUGCCAUUUGCCGUAUGUAGGAUGGUAACCAUAAAACUGACUACUUUGCCCUAGUAGUCCUUACUCGCUAUUCUCCAUCCUUGCCUUCUUGCUUUUGCAUUUUCAUCCAUAGUGCUUUUUUUUUUAAAUAGCUAGCACGUAAAAGGUCUGUUGCCAUUUUAAACGUUUGCAGGGGCUUCACACCAAAAGGCAGCAGUGCUUUACUGCUUCUGAACUUUGUAUGAGUCACCUAGUAUAUCUAAUCCUGAGUUUGUAUUUCUAUGUUUAAGUUGGACAAAGCAGUGUAGCAUUGCUUUAGAGUCUGUCAUGCCUGUGCUCUGAUCUUUGGGUUGUGACAUCCAGUGCUGGUGACUUUCCCCGGCUUAUGGCAGUCUACUUUAAUUUGCCAAGCUGCUCGGGAUUGCAUCCCAACUUUAUAUUUCCUUGGUUAGAGUGGGACCAGUGGUAGAGCUACUGGGUGGAACCAAGGGGGCUCACAUUCUGGGAAGUCAAAUGGAAGUUGAAGUAAAACAGGGAAAUGAUCCUUAACAAAGUGUAUCACACAGCUUUCACAUAGCUGAUUGAGUAAUAUGUAUUAUUCCAAUCACCCUGUUGUCCUUUAUCAGUAGUGUUGAGUGCUUCCCAGUAAGGAAUAUUGCUUAGAGAUUUUAUGGUCAUUCGGAGCCUGAUGUUAAUAUGUCUGUAAUAAGUUAUGUAAAUAUGAGGGGUAUUUAUAUGGAAUGUCACUGCGCAGUCUAUGAUGAUGUUUUUCCGUGUUAAAAAUGUGAAAGUGGAAGUUAUAUAAUAAGGAUGAAACUGAAUUUUUUUCUGUAAAACAAUGACUGCAGUGUUCUGUAAAUGCUAGCUACCUUGGUAGUGCAGUGUUAUGGUACUUCAGAAAAAUAAUAUGCCUAUUACGGAUGCUAAUGUCAGCACGUUUUUAUUACUGUUUUAGUCUGCCAAUAAUUGUGAUACUAAGCGUGGAAGGGGUCAUGAGUUUUGACUGCUAUCUAGCUAUGUUUAUACCUCAAGAGUAUUUGAAAGCUUAUUUUAGAGCUUCUAAUGGAGAACCUUGACUUCUUCAUUAAGCAACACUGAACCUGAGCAACACUGUUAAUAACUGGCCUAUCUUUCUCCAAAUUACUUUUAUCAAAUGGAGGUGCACCAUUUUUAUGUUUGACUGGUUUUCUUUGCUUAUAAUCUACUACAUUUAUGGAUCUCAUUCAAGGUCAUGUGGGCAAGAAAAAAGUCCACAGUGGCAUUGGAACCUGUGCUUCCUUGUUACAGUUAUGACUCUGCUGUUAUACCUACAUGUUUGUAUUGCCAUGGAAUUCAUUGUUUGAAGUGUAUUUUUAUUUAAGUAUAUGCUUAUUGUUUUGUUACUGCAUUUUUUUCUGUAACAAAGGAGAGCAGCCUGUAAGCAUGACUGCUUGUUUUGGGAUUAGUAGAUGAACAUUUUUCGAUUAUUUGUUUUACUGUGAAUCACAUAGUACGCAUCUGGAAAUUUUGAGACUCGUAGUAUUAAUUCGAGGGCAAGAGGUACUUAUAUCAUUUUGGGUUCCAGCUCUAAUUAUGCUGGAUUAAUGUGGUUAAGUAAUUAAAUAUUAGUCAUGUAAAUGGCAAACUUUUAAAUUGACAGUUUGGAAAAAAAGUAAGUUUUUUUUGCAAACUGUUAAUUUAACAGCUUGUCAGUUGCAUAACUAAUACAAAAUUACUUAUCCAUGCAAAUCCAGUAUAAUUAGUGAUGUACAGGACACACUUUACUCACAGUUUUAUUAUCUUGCCAGCAUAGUGAAGUUAGUUAUAUCGUACAUUGCACUGAUCACUAACAAGAUGUUUUACACUGUUUUCAGAAUGUUAUUUUCUGUGGUGGACAAGCUUCCAUACCUUGUGUACCCUCGUAUUAAUUGUAACACGCCACAUUUCAGGGCAUGGCACAGUCCUAGAUGGCACUGUCCUGAUUUGGACAACACGACUUUCAGCUAAACACACAUUAUCAAGCACUUUGUUGUUGCUGUGCUGUCCACAGACUGAUGGCAUUGCUAACCCAUUGAUAGUACUGUCUUCCCCUCUGCCGCUUCGUCAGGAAGAUGACUUUGAUGUUUAAUGUUGAAAACUUCCAUGGGCUUGUAUGUUCUGUUGCCAGUUAUCUUGACUGAAGUCUUCCAUAGAAUGUUUUUCGCUUUUUUCAAUGUAAAAGUCAGCUUGUUUCAGCUCUACAGAUGUAAAAUUCACACUACAACAAAGAACUCUUGACUACAGAAGUGCA
Molecule: messenger RNA, 4312 nt
Organism: Protopterus annectens (West African lungfish)
Lineage: Eukaryota; Metazoa; Chordata; Ceratodontiformes; Protopteridae
Product: zinc finger protein 239-like
Exons: 4
Coding region: 807-1859 (350 amino acids)
Biological process (GO): regulation of transcription by RNA polymerase II
Molecular function (GO): RNA polymerase II cis-regulatory region sequence-specific DNA binding; DNA-binding transcription factor activity, RNA polymerase II-specific
Source: RefSeq, a predicted model, not a curated record